Messenger RNA from Bactrocera latifrons, 14246 nucleotides. It is a transcript of the gene upSET, whose product is annotated as serine-rich adhesin for platelets. The record is from RefSeq and is a predicted model, not a curated record. Gene Ontology annotation, molecular function: protein binding. Lineage: Eukaryota; Metazoa; Arthropoda; Insecta; Diptera; Tephritidae. The transcript is spliced from 7 exons. Bases 1495 to 14016 code for a protein of 4173 amino acids.
UUCAGCCGUGAGUAGACGUGAAAAACUUGUACACAUUUUCCAAGUGGGAAAAUUGUGGUAAAAUCUUCAAAAAAUAUUAUAAAAAAUUGAUAAAAAAUAAGUGAGUAGUGCGCGCUUUACGAAAUGACAAAAAUAAUGUAGAAAUACGUGGUUUAAACACGUAAUUUCGAGGUUAAAAAAUUUUUCUAUGCGAAACUCGCUAUUAAAGCCAGUCGCGCUUUAUUCGCCAAUACUAAUAAUUAGUGAAAAACCUAUUUGAAGCCCUAAUAAGUGACGUUUACAAGUGCAUUGCGGAAUUUCCAAAUUAUUAAAUUAACUAAAAGUCAUAUUGUGAAUUGAAUAAUGAACUGUGUAAAAGUUCAUAUUAUAUAGAAUGUGACUUGAUUUCAUUGAAAAUGUUUUUGUAAAUGAACUGAAAUUUAAACCUAGAUCGAAAAUGCAUAUUAAGUUAAUCAGCAACAUAAUAAACAUACAACGAGUAAAACCGAAAAUAUUCCUAAAACGAUAUAAGUGAAUUAAUUUUACUAGUCUAGAAGGUAAAUUAAGUGAACUGCAUAGUUUGGCACUGAAAAUAACGACAGUGGAAUCGCCAAAAAUAAAACGACGCUUCAACCGCAAACCAAGGAAGCGUAAACGGAAUCGGAAUUCAAAACGCGAACGCAAUCACAACUUAAAUAACGCAGGUUACGUUCGAAAGGACUUGGUUGUGUGACGUUUUCUUUUUAAAUACAAAAUUCCACGGAAAAUUAAACCCACUCGCGACAAAUCGAAAUUUGCUAAAAUCUAGCAACAGUUGUCGCAUUUACUUGGUAGCUACAUACCUAAAUUGAUUAUUAAAUAAUUUGCAGUGUUAGAGCCGAACGCUAGGUGUAAAAGUGCACUGUGUUUUUAAUUGAGAGCAAACAGCAAUUCAGUGAUGUCCCCUGAUGUAAUGGCUUACAAUGUAAUGUUCAGAAAAAAUAGAUAUUCCCGCAACUACGAAGCCAAAAACGUUUGUCUAACCACAACAAUCGUAUCAGCACAUCUAGAAGCAGCAACAAAAGCAAUUUCAAACACCUUCUAUAAAGCUUUUCAACUAAUUGGAACAACCACCACCAGUCACUACAAGGAUUACAUCAAUAGUAAACACCUAACACUUUGUUGCGCAUUAAGCCCCCAUGUGGGUGGGGGACCGCCUCCAACAGCAUCGGUAGGAUUAGCGCCUGGUUUAAAUAAUGAUAAUAGUUAAGUGAGCGAAUUUCGAAAGCGCAGAAGUCUAAAUUUGAAUACAUGCUCUAUUAGCAGAAUCCAUUAUUUUGAAGAAUAAUUAAGGUGUAUUGAACACAAACAAAAAUCGUUUACAAUAAAUAAUAUUUGCCUUGAAUUGCGCGUUAAAAUUAAACAUUACUACUUUUUUUGAUAAGUUUUUUUUUGGAAGUUUCAAGUAUUUGUUGCAAGCUCUGAUGCCAGACGCAUUCAUAAAACCAAAACAAUAGUUGUAACAUUGCUUAGCGAAUGAUGCCAUUGCACUCGUCUGGUAUAAUUGUCGUAGAGAAGCCAACAACAGCAGUGACAACACAAUCAGGCAGCGGGGCAACAAGCGGCGUGGUAGCGGCGACAUCAAAGUUAGCCACGCAACAGUCGCAGCCACAAUUUUAUCAAACAAAACAGACUACUACAACAGCAAAGUCAGCAACAACAACCAUUGGAAAAUAUUACGAAUAUUAUGGUGCGAAUGAUGUGCGACAGCCGCAACAACAACAACAACAACAGAAACAGCUACAACAUAAUGUUGCUGGCAGCAACAGCAACAGUAGUAGUAGAAGCCAAACACAGUUGCCACUAAUGCGACGUGCAGUGCAGCGCAGUAGCAGUAACAGCAAUAAUACUAUUAAUAAGUGCAACAAUACUAUAACGACUACAGCAACAACGGGAGGAGCAACGAAUACGAGAAUCAAACACAUUAAUGUAAAGCAGCAGCAGCAACAACCACAAACAAUACAGAUGAAUCAACAACAACACCAACUUAUACAGCAUACCACAAUCCAGCAGCAGCAGCAACAACAAAUUCAUCAACAGCAGUCACAACAGCUGGCCACACAGCUGCAGUCUAGCCAGCCUAAGCAGCAACAGCAACAUGUGCAAAAGCAACAUCAGCUGUCACAACAAAUGCAUACACAACAGCAAAAAUCGCAGCAACAAACGCAGCCACAGCAGCAGCAGCAGGUGAUACAAGUAAGCGAAGAAUUUAUUGAGCAAGCGGCUGCUUCGGGUGCCACCAAUAUGAUGAUAUCGACCACAACCGGUGAGGUGCUAAACCCACAAAUCUUCAAAAUCGUUACUACAGAUGGCACAACCGGCAACAUGAUAAUCGAUGGUGGCAGCGCUACAGCUGUCGGUGGCGGUGGUCAAUCGAAAGUGCUGCUUAGCAAUUUAACCGUUUUGGCCAAGCCGUCACCCAACACGCCAGGCACAACGGCAACAUCGACGCUGAGCGUUGGCGCAGGUGGUGGCUUAUCCACGCAGCAACAGCAACACACCAUAAGUGUUAGUAGCGGGAGUCAAGCACAACAGGCACAAACUAUAAAUUAUAUGAGCACCAAAAACUUGUCAUAUUUAACCACAGCAGCAGCUGCGGCCGCACCAAUUACCACUGGCGGUGGUAAGACGCCAAAAUAUACCGUUACAGGCACAUAUAAGACAGGUGUAAAGCAGCAGCAGCAACAGUUGAACUCCACAACAUAUAUACAACAGCCGCAGCAGUCGACGGGGCAAAACACUUCACAGGGAGCGCAGCAGACGCAGCAAUUGUAUCAAAAGCUGUCUGUGCCGCGCCACGUACAGAUGGUGACACGUGUUGUGCAACAGCCAACGGCUUCUGGUACAUCGAUGACAACAAACCCAGGUCAACAACAGCAAUCACAGCAGCAGCAGCAACAACAUACACAGAUGUUGGUGCAACCUGUUGUGGGUGCGCAAAAGUAUUUGAGCAGCAGUGCAACAACGAAAAGUGUCAGCGUUGCCGGCAACGGUGGCAACAUGUUGAAGAAGACGAAUAGCUUGAAGGUGACGCAUGGUAAUAGCAAAGUUUUGAACAAUCUCCAAAUGCAGCAGACACCGGGUGUCAAGACUACCUAUAUAACACAGCAGCAGCAACAACAGUACCAAUUGCAUCAGCCGCAAUACCAGAGUGGCGCUAAAGUGAAAACGUCCAAGUUGCUCAAACAAUUCAAUAAUGUUAUUAACAAUAACAGCAAUGCCAGUAGCGGCGUCAAUAUGAUGCAGCAGCAAUCACUGGGCACCUACACCAUAAGCAACAGCAGCGGUGGCCACAAACUGCAACCGACCACAACAAAAGUGACUAAAAUGGCCGGCGGCAAAUAUGCUACGCACCAAACGCAGCUGCAACACGUCACAACUUUGCCACAAGGCACACAUCUGCAUCACAAAACCUUGCCACAACAACAACAACAAACGCAGCAGCAUCAAUUCUCGACCGGCAGCAAUAAUGUGGUCACACUCGCAGCGGGCGCUGGAAAUAGCGGCAGUGGAAGUGUUGCCAACAACUCUAAUAAUACAAUAAAAUUUGUAAAUUCCACACAUGCCACGGUAAUACAGCAACAUCAGACGCAAACAUUGCCCAUACAGCAGCAACAGCAACAGACUAAAGUGACAUUGCGUCAGCAUGCGCAGCAGCAGCAAUUGCAAUUUGUCGAUGCACCAACAACAACAAACAUUGUUAAGGAAAACAACAGCAGUAAUACUAUUUACCAGCAGCAACAGCAAACGCAAGCUGCCAAUAACAACAGCAACGCCGGCGCACAAACGUUGAUAAACGAUGAUAUAAUGGUCGUCAAUGGCACGCCCAUGACAGACGAGGUGUCCGCACGCAUACUGCAAAGCAUGGCCCAAAAAUCUUUCAGCAACCAACAACGCUAUCAGCAGCAGCAACAUCAAACAAAGGUCGCCGCAAUGCCACCACCCCCGCAGCAACAGCAACAGCAAAUUGUGAUACAACAUACUUCACCGACGUCAGUGUUGCUCUCCCCCAAAGAAUAUCCCCUAUAUAGCGGUAACCAAUUGUCUGCCCAACAGCCGAACCAACACGGCAGCACGGUGCAACAACAGCAAAUGUCUGCAUCUCCUAACAUUAGCACACAAUACACGAAUCCAGUGCAGCAUCAGACUCCUGCCUCAGCAGCCACCACUUACUUGUCAGCUUCGGCAACCAAUGGCGGCGCCGUUUACGCAACAAUGUCCACAUCCGGCGCCCCCAAUAUCGGACGUCAAACGCAUAGCGCACCCGGCAGUCGUACACACUCUUUGGAGCGCAACAAGUCAUAUGAGGCCAACACAACAAUCACACGCAAAUCCGCCGCGGAUUACUACAAAUCCAAUAGCAGUAGUAGCGGCGCGGGCGCACGCGGUCAUCAUCAUGGUAGCACACAGGGUGCACAUGCGUUAUCGACAAGCAUAUCGAAUAUACCGCUUGAUACACAACAACAACAGCAACAUUCGUCAGCGCAAAUAAUACACCUGCAAACACUGAAGACAUCGCUAGCAGCCACCAAUGCGACACUGGCGAAUAGCAGCUACACUAUCGCCACAAAUAGUGCAGCCUCAGCUGUCAACACUAAUGCAGCCACUGAUGACGAAGAUAUCAUUGGUGAAGAGGUGCGACCGACACCAGUGAACACGCAAGAUCUGCGUUUGCGCAUCUUGCAUGCCGUACAGCAGGAUCACACCUACGCCAAUGCCAUGCCCACGCAUCUCUCGGCUGCAGAGUCCGCAAAGAGCGUUGGUGGUGCGCAAGCGGCUAGCAGUGUCGCCCACACGAGCAAAGUGGGGGUCACAUCGAAUAGUACAAUGUUGGCAGGUGCUGCGUCGCAGUCGCAGCUACAAUCGGCACUGGCCGCCAAUUCGGCCGGCGGCAGUCAGCAAUGGUCACUGGGCGGCAUUGGUGCUACUGUGGCGGCGGCAGGACAAACGGGCCUAGGCAAUAUGCUGCCCACGCCGCCAUCAAGCGGUCAAUCGACAUAUACUUUGCACGGACAACAAAUACCCCGCAUGCAACAGGAUGACGAUGCUCAUUCGGCCAUCAGUAACGGUUCGCGUAUUGCUAUCGGCGAUAUUGAUCCUGGCGAAGAAACCGAGACUGCACCCGAAGCCGAAGCUGAAGAUGAUUCGGUGACGCGUUGUAUCUGUGAUUUGACGCACGACGAUGGCUAUAUGAUAUGCUGUGAUAAGUGCUCCGUGUGGCAGCAUGUCGACUGUAUGGGCAUCGAUCGUCAGAAUAUACCCGAUGAGUACCAGUGUGAAGUAUGCCAGCCGCGAUCGGUGGAUAAGGCGCGCGCACGUGCACUGCAACUAAUGAAACGCAAAGAGCAAACUCAGCUUUUACUUUCGGCACAGUCAGCACAUGCGACCGGUUCCACUGGCGCUUACUUAAGUGGCGCUAGCGGAGCAGGCAACCUGAGUGGCAAUUAUCAGUUGCAAGAUGGACAACAAAGGCAUCUAGGCGUCAGCAACUCAAAUGCGUUUAUGUUGGGUAGCGGCGUUGACGGCAACAUGCAUGGACUGCCAAAUACAACGACGCUCGGCACGACCAAGAAAGGUAAGGUGUUGAAGAAAACCGCCAAAGAUGCAGCUGCUGGUAAGAAAUCUAAAAAAGCCGAGAAACUGGCUGCUUUAGGUGGCAAACCGCCGCGCAAAGACUCGGGCGCCACCAAGAAGACAACGAAACGCAAGUCGAAGAGUAGCGAUGGACUGAGCGCCACUGCAACCGCUGCAGAAAAGCAUGCAGCCAAUCUGCGCCAAUGGAUUGAGAAUUACGAAUUGGCCGUAACCAACCACUAUUCGCCCGAGUUGCGUGCGCGUCUACAUGCGAUCACCAAGCAACCGAGUCUGCUGCAAAGCAUAUUAAAUACGGAGAAUCGUGCACUGAAGGAGUGUUGCAAUAAUGGCUUGGAGAAUCGCGCCACCACUGUGCCACAUGCAGGCGGUAAAAUACUUAUUAGCAACAUGGAUAUUGCGCCGAGUUGCCCCAUCUUCGAAUUGCGCGGCAAAUACAUGCUUAGUCCGCAGUAUAAAACACAAAACGCGUCGGUGAAUAUGAAUUCGCCGCCACCCAGCAAUUUUCUAGCAGCUACGCUAAAAGCGCAUAAAACGCCUGGCCCCUUCAUUUUCUUUUACCAGUUACCGGACGCAGAGGCGCCCAUGCAAACGAUGAACCAAGAUGGCUCAUAUCCACCGCUGCCGCCACAACCAGCUUAUCUCAAGGGUCCGGAGAUAUGCGUCGAUACACGUACCUACGGCAAUGAAGCGCGUUUCGUGCGUCGCUCAUGUCGACCCAAUGCCGAAAUACAGCAUCUCUUCGAGAAGGGCACAAUACACCUCUUUAUUGUGGCAACAAUGCGCAUACGCGCAAGCACCGAGAUCACCAUCAAGCAUGAGCCACACGAUUUGCUGGCGAUUGAUAACAAAAAGGCGACCGCCAGCAAUUGCAUUGUGCAACCGACGAGCACAGCAUGCGCAUGCGGCCUACUCAAGGAUUGCCUCUUCGGUCCACCGCCGACGCAACAGUCUUUGGGCGCGGGCGGCGCAACGAAAUCCAGCAGUCGGAAGUCAGCGCUCUCCACCACCUUAAAUGGUGGCGUACAGCUCAACAGCAGCGCGGCGGCUUUGCAACUGACUAUGGGUGGGUUGCCAGCUGGCAGCAGCAAGAAGAAAGGCGCCACGCAAAACAUCAAUCGCAAUCGUUCGACUUCGUCCAGUGGUGACAGCAGCAUCGGCACAACCGUCGCACCUGGCAUGAAUAGCCCGAGCGUAGCUUUGCCUACAGCGCCGCUGAAUAUGAACGCCAGCCUGAGCAAUAGCUCGUACAAAAGUAAUGGUGGUCUUAACAUUUUGUCGGCGCACGCGCUUGCCGCAUCGGCUGUAGUGCCCAAUAGCAAUGGCAAUAUGAGCGCCACCUCCUCGGUUUCGAGUGUAAUGCAUGAUUCGGGUAUUUGUACUUCGUCAUCGUCGCCAUCCGUCUCGAUACCAUCACCUACAAUCUUACACAUGCACUCACCGACGCCACAGGCGCAGUCGCAACCACAACAGCAGGCUCAGCAGCAGCAGUCCGUACCAGCAGCAACGGGCGCUCAGCGCGGCAGCACUGGCGCGCUCUUUGUGCAACACAGUCCGCAGCAACAGCAACAACACCAGCAGAUCUUAGGCGCCUUGCCUACACCGUUGCUUUUAUCGCCGUCACAGCAACUAGUGCAGCUGCCACCACAACCGUCACAACAACAAGUACCAGCUACAACUAACAAUGUAAGUGCACCCCUGUUGCAAGAGGUGACCAGCGCUGAAACAACAACGCCUACCGCAUUGGCACCAGCGGGCGGCUCAACGCAACCGCAGACGAAUUUACUCAUUCAACAGUCGCAAGAGCAACAACUGCACCACAGCGAACUCGCUGGUCCGACAAUAAGUGACGCGUCUUUGGCCGCGGCGGCAGCGCUGCAAUCGCUCAACACUGCUGUGACACUAACCAGCAGUUGCGCAACGUUAGCGCCAAGCGCCGCAAUAACCAAUAACAGUAGUGUUGUUGUUAUCACGCCUGAAACCAUAACGCCUCGCGCAGUUGAUGCGAGUGAGGUCGAACAGCAGCAGCAACAGACACAAUACUUUGUUGCCACCCCCAUGCCGCCAGCAGCUCAACAGGAUUUCGUUGAUGGCAGCAUGCAAGAGGCAGCACCUCAGCAGCAACAACAUCAACAACAACAACAGCAACCAACACAAACUUUAACCACUGUUGAACUACCACCACCGACACAGACUCCUGUUGCUAUUGGCGCCGCCUCGCCCAACGCUGGCCCGAAGUCGCCACAGAAGCACAGCAACAAUGCAGUGCACGCCGCGUACGUACCACCGAAUACUGCGCGUAGCCAUAAAACGCCUGGCACCAAGUCGUCAAGCUCGCGUUCCACGAGUUUCUCGGAGGACGAUCAUCAACAGCAGCAACACAACACGAGCAGCGGUAGCGUCAAUGAUGACUCAACUGUCGUGACACCAAACUCAAAAGAUAAGCCAAAGCUUUCACGCGAAGAUCGUAAAAUGGAAGCCAUAUUGCGCGCGAUUGAGAAAAUGGAGCGAAAUCAGCAACGUAAAAAUCAAACCAAAUCUGGUGGCAGUGCGUCUUCCGGUGCCACUAAGCGACGCAAUAGCAAUAGUAAUUCGCCAACCACGCCCACAAAACGUAGCAUGGGCGAGCUGAGCAACAGCAGCGGACGCGUGUCGGCGGCUAAUGCGCGCAAGAAAAAACGCAAAGCACACAAAUCGUACAGCGGUCAUAGCGCACAGGCGCGCAAGCGGCGCAAAAGUCGCAUGAACAGCAGCAACGAAUCCGUUGACGACACAGGCAAUAGCGCUGGCAAUGCCAACGCGCAUUCGGAAGCAGAGUCCACAUCGUUGUUAUCACCAGCCGCGCAAUUAGCAACCACAGCGCCCAAUUAUCAGCAUACGCAAGCGGAGCACAGCGAUACGCUCGCUACCACUAACGAAGAUCAGGCUGCGGGGCUGCUGCUCGCUUUCGCCAAUCCCAAUCUGAAAAUGUCGCCGACGCCGCAACAAUCACCGCAAGCAGUGGCCUCACCAACCGCACAACAGCAGCAACAGUAUGCGACGCACUACGCGCUGGAGCAAUUGAAAUCGCCGCAACAUCGCACGACAACCAGCAGUGGCAAUGGCGCUUCACCGCCUGCCACGCCAGUGAGUUCCGCCUGCCUGCUAAUCGAAGCGGCUGUUGGCCCACUGCAAGAGCACAUGGACGGCGCUAGCCCAAGUGGUGAGUUCAAAUACCCCAAUAAAACUAAAACGAAGAAAGUGCUCAUGUCCAAUUGGCUACUGAAUCAAGUAGAUGCCGAUACCAGCGGUAGUGACUCGCCACCGCCGACUGCGCCAACACCACCACCAGCCACGAAUAAUAACGGCGCUGACGCCUUAGUGCCACAAACAACACCCUUGCCAACUGGCACAAUGCUGGGCUUGGACUCUUUGGUACAAGCGGCGACAAUGUGUGACUACAGGAAGCAGCACAACGAGGCGGACGCCAGCUAUAUGCCCAACGAUGCGCAUUGUGGCACGCCCAUGAGCGUAGAUGAACCAGAAAAUCUCAGCAUGGCAGCCCAGAAAGUCGAAGAGUUCAUACAGCAAACAGAGCGUGGCAACAGCGGCGUCUAUAAUCCGACCACAAUCGCUGGUGCUGGCUGUACGCCACGCAGUCUGCUUCAUCUGCCGUUGCAGGUGAGCACUUGCAGCAAUAAUUCCUCGGUCAAGAAACGUUGGUUGCGCCAAGCGAUCAGCGAGGAGACCACCACAGAUGAGUCGAUGACGCCGACACCUACCGCUGCAACCAUGUCCGCGGGCUUGCAAAAUGCCUCACCCACAACCGCGGCGGCGGCCGCGCACUUGAACGCGGUGCUGAAUGUGCCCAAUGGCUUUACGACGCCGCUGAAGAAGCGUCGACUUAUCAUCAGUGGUGACGUGAAGGAGGAGGAGGAUAUGGGUGGCAGCAGUGUUGCUUCACCGGCAGCUGGCGUUAGCAACGUCUUCGAGUCGCCAGUAGUUGGACUAGUCAAGGCAGAACCAACAGCAACGGCGCUUAGCGCCGGAAGUAUGCACACAAGGGCAGCGGAGCAAGUGGAUGUGAUGAAUGUAAACGCUGGCGUAACGUCAAGCGCGUGUAUAAAGCAUGAGGCUGAGACGAGCGAUGAGGAGGAAGUCGAUGAAGAGGAGGAUGAUGCGGAGGAGGAGCGCGAUGAUGUCGAUGUCGUAGGUGGCGUUGGCGUACAUGAGCUGCAAACAACUGCAACAACAACAAUAGCACAUGUGGCAGAUACAAGUUUUAAGCUGGAAGUAACUACAAAAGAAGAGCGCUUGUUGGAAGCGCCACAACAGCUGGAGACAGCAGCGGAUGAGCUGAAGCCGGAUGCUAUGCUUAUUGAUCAAGACGACGAUGUGGAUAUUUUGCGUUCGCCUAGUCCAGGACAUCAGCAAAUGCUCGCGGCGGAAGAUAAUCUGGUCAAAAUCGAACCGGAAGACACAAGUGGCGGCGAUGAUGUUAAAAUUGAUGUGGAGCGCGAAGAGAGCAUGGCGGGUGAUAAGUUUGAGGAGAUGGUGUUAAUGCAAGUGAAGAAGGAAGAGGCCGCAAAUGACGUUGCUGAAAGCUCAAUUACAAUAGCAGCAGCAGACGCUGCUAAAGUCAGUGCAGUGGAGGAUGAAAAGCCCAUAAAAUCUGCGCCGACUGAAGAAAAUGCUCUUGUGGCGAAUGAAAAACCAUAUCAGCAUUUGUUUGACCUUACAAAAGUGGCGCAACCAAAGAAGGAAGAGCAUACACAUACAUUUACAGCAAGUAAUCCUAAAGUGGAAACUUCGCAAUCUUCGGAGUCUACAUACACCACUGCAGUUGCGCCUGUGGACGCUCAGGAGCGCCUAUCCACCACACCUACCAAAACAUCGCCAUUGAAAUUACUCACACUCGAUGGCAGCAGCGUCAUUACGCCUGAUGAGCCGCUCAAGAAACGUCUCAAGUUGGAGACCUCACUUGUGGAGACCUCAGCUACAAUGACAGAGGUGCAGCAAACUUCGUUGCUAAAACCGUUAUCUGCGCGCAUGCACGAGAUGUCAAAGCAAAGUGACAAUAAUGAUAUUGUGCCAAGAACAACGGCUGCAACUGCUCCACCCACAGCGACGCUGAAAGUUGAGAAUUGCACGCCCAACACGCCUGCAACCGCUGCCACACAACCGAAUUGUAUGACAUUUUUAGCCGCAGCCGCAGCAGCUGCUAUUGAGCGCAAACCACCACCACCACCACCAGCAAUUACAACGGCUGCAGCGCAGACGCCAAUUACUACACAGUUUACAACCACAAUUGGGUCAAUAGCUGCAAACAUCAACAGCGUCACAGCGGUAGCGUCUGCCGUCAACGCGUCGAACUCGGAAGCUGGUACUGUUAAUGUGAAUAAUGUGGCAACGCCAAUGUCUAAUAACGGUAGCGUUUCGACGGCGCUCGCACCGCGCAAACAGAAUGCCGCUAACAACAAUAAUAGCAAUGAACGCAAAGUACCGCUAACCGAUGAUGACAUACAAGCCUGUCUGCAUUCCUUCCACAAGGAGAAUAUAUUGAUCUUACAGUCACGCAACAACAAAAAGUCGAAAUCAAAUACCACCACAGCAACAGCGCUUGGCGGUGGCGCCAACGAGUUGGUGGCUAAAAGUGCUAAGUUUAUGGAAAACAAAUCGUCAGCCACAACGAAUUAUUCGUCGCAUCACAGUCAUCAUUCUACGCAUGCGCAUGCGCAUGCGCAUAACGACACCGCGAAAAGUGUGGGCAGCAGCAGCAAACACAGCAGCGCCUCCAAGUCGUUGACCAAUUCGAGCAGCAGUGGCUCGUCUUCGACUAAGAAACUGCAUAAGAAGGAGCGCAACGGCAAGGAGCGUACCAGCAGUAGCAGUCGUUCUUCUUCGGCGCACAGCGGUAAAUUGUCGAGUUCUAGUUCGAAAAAGGUGUCUUCAUCAUCAUCGCAUAAAAAGGAUUAUGUCAGCGGCAAAAGUAGCGGCAGCUCCACACCGGUGCCGAGCACCAAACAACAAACACAUAGCAGUGCAUCCAAUUACAACAACUCGACCAACAGCAACAGUGCGUCUGCUGGUAGCGAUGCCAAAGAUCGCGCUGAUGAACGCCGCGAACGCGACAAUAAUCGCUUCGAUAAAGAGCGCCAUCAUCAUCGUCAUCGCACCACGUCGUCAUCAUCGAAUGCCAGCACUGCAGUGCCACAAUCACAAACACUCGCUGCGACCAACUCAACCACAUCCACGCCACCGCCGCCCAUCAACAAGAAGCGUCAGCUGAAUUUCGAGCAGGAACUCACGAAAGAUUUGCCAUUGGUGAAUGCUGUCACCAGCAACAGCAAUCGGCAUCGCAAAGACAGCGGCAGCCGAGACAGUCGCGAGGAUAUGUUUAGCUCAUCCUGCUCAAGUAGCAACAGUAGCCUGGCGGCGCGUAAGAGACGCGAGUCUUCGUCCUCUUCGGGUGGCGGCAGUCGGCAUCGACAUAACAGCGGUGGCAGUUGUGGCGGUGCGGACAAAGACGCUUUAGCCGCACAUAAAUCGGCGGUAGCUGAACAUAACGGCAUAUUAGCUAGCGCACACGUGUCACCGCUGCCACCACCCACCUAUGUGCGUGAGCAUGUCGCCAUACCGCACUUCAAUAAUGUCGUCGUCAGCGGUCCACCACCACCGCUCAUGGCCGCUUACUUCAGUGGCAUUGGUGCGGUGACUGGCAGCAAUGUAGACGCCUCCAUGGGUACACCCAUCGCCACCUAUGUACCAACGCCAGCCAUGCCGCCUACUGUAGGCACAGCAUCGCAACCGACACACAAUCACAACCUCUUGAAGACACUUCCCAUGCAGCCAGUGCUUAGCCAUUUGAGCGCAGCAGUGCAUAUGCAGUCAACACUGCCAACGUUGUCUUCGUCCAACGGCGGUAAUGUAACGGUGUUGCCGUCAUCCUCGGCUACAGUGAUGCCACCCGCAAUGCACUCUCCCGGGGCCGCUGGAGGCUUGCUGCCUGGUAACAGCGCCGGCGUCAAUUCGGCAGCGUCGACCUACAAUAGUAUUUAUGGUAAAUUGCGUGAUAAUCCUUCCACCAUAGUGCCGCCGAUAUUGAGCGCUGUAACAUCCACGUUAGCAGGUGGUCCGUCAGUGACUCCGAGUGGUGGCGUCAGCAAAACAGCCAUAACCGCGGCAACAGCAAAUACUUCAGCGAAUAUCAGCCUAUCUGAAUAUUUGGACACUAAAGUGAAGAGCUACAGCACCACAUUGGGCGGCUAUGCAACACCAGCACACACUUAUAUUGGUGGCAGUGGCACUACCAGCGCGGCCGGCAAAACAACGAACAACAACACAUCGAGUAAUAGCGCAACCGCCGCGGAAAGUAUAACCGCUAUGGUAACACCACUAGAGUCGCCAGCUGCUAGCAAAUUGCCAACACCACUAAAACUACCGCUUACAAGAACCGCUAGUCACGAUCCGCGUCUCAAUCCGCAGUUAAAUGCACCCGAACCGCCGCCAGCGCCAAAACGUAAGCUCUCCAUCAAUGAGUAUCGUAAGCGUAUGCAAUUAUCAACGGACAGCACAACGCCAUCAACACCCGAACCACCGGCGGUUAGUAGCACGGCGUCGACGCCAACGGCACACAUGACGCCCACUUCGCUGAACAACAGCUUCGUGCAAGCUUACAAUAGCAUUGUGAAUGCUUCGCCCGAGGAGAUGGCGCGACAGUUGUCAGCAUCGCCAACAACACUAACACUUAACAAGUAUACACUCAAUUCGCCGGAACGCAAGCGUCGGCAUAGCGGCUCGGACAAAGAGCAGCGGCAUAGCGUGUCUUAUGAUGAUGUGUCCGGACUGUUGAACAGUAGCACCGGCAGCAGCAGCAGUUGUGGCAAUGCGAGCGAUAACGCGUUGACGAAUGUGAACCACGAAGACGAAGGCAGAAAAGGUCAAUUUAGCGCAGCACCCACAUUACUCGAGAAACAGCAAGAGAAGCUUUGUGAACGUUUAAAACUAUUGCGCAAUAUGAAAAAGAGUGUGGCAACGCUGAGCAGUGCCGCAAGUGAGUUUGCGACCCUCAAAAAAGACUGUGAUCUCUAUGUGAAUCGUACGAACAGCAUCUCGUCCACGGACAAUUUGGACAAUUGUCUAGAGGAAAUCUCCUCUUCCUCCUCCUCCUCCUCCUCCUCCUCGUCCACAUCGCGCGCCUCUUCGCGUGAGGCAAGUCCCGAACGCAGUGGUGUUGUCAGCAGCAACAACAGUGCCAGCAUCUGUAAACGUGCCACCAGCACCACUAGCUCUAACCAUAAGUGGCUGCAUGAGCCAGAAACAACAACAACGACGAAAAGUGUGAAUACCACCGCAGCGCGCGGUGACACACCGACCAGAGAUGAUGUGUUGGUAGCGGCGAGAUGUGGCAGUGAGUCGGCGACGUGAGGGGACAAAGGCAUAACAGGCAUAAAUGACGACAUAUACGAUGUUAAUGUGGUGGAAAAGUAUACCUCGGCGGCAGCUAGUAUGUUGCAGUGAGGCACAGUACAGCGUAGACGUGUUGAUAAGGUUGCUAAUAAGUCAAGCAAGAGCGAAAACUAAAGUUCUUCUACUAAAGUAAACGUACCGGAGGCAAAAGAGUAAACAAAUGCAAUAUACAAUUGAUUUCGUUUCAA